AUGAGGACGAUCAAAGCCAAUGGUGACUAUGACGUCUUGUCUCGGAUCCAUUCUUCCUUCCAAUCAUCACCUGGAGCACAUUCUGGACCAGCUUUCUUGCCAUGGCAUCGCGAGUUUCUAAAGAGGCUGGAAAUAGCCCUACGCCGAGUUGAUCCAAGCGUUGCUCUACCAUAUUGGGACUCAACACUAGACUCAACGAUACCGAAUCCAGCCGAAUCUUCUCUGUUCACAAAUGAACUCAUGGGGAGGACAGGUCCUGAUGGAUUGAUUCAAACAGGGGCAUUUCGCGGAUGGUUGACUAUCGACCAAUCCCGAGUGUUCCGACGUAAUGUUGGUAAUACUGGUAGACCAUUCAUAGAAGCGGAUAUAAGUGCUGUACAGGCUACAAACAAUUAUCAACAAGUACUGGCAUAUACUGCUCCAAGUCAAGUAAGGCUGCCCAACCCCGGCUGCAUGGACGGCACUUGA
Messenger RNA from Cooperia oncophora, 468 nucleotides. The record is from the annotation of a GenBank genome assembly. Lineage: Eukaryota; Metazoa; Nematoda; Chromadorea; Rhabditida; Trichostrongylidae.